Molecule: messenger RNA, 821 nt
Organism: Pocillopora meandrina
Lineage: Eukaryota; Metazoa; Cnidaria; Anthozoa; Scleractinia; Pocilloporidae
Source: the annotation of a GenBank genome assembly
AUGAUAGUUAGCUAUGCCAUGGACAGGGUUACCAGCAGUCUAGAAGUUCAAUGUUUGAACGAGGAUUGUGGAUGGAAAGGGAAACUGGGAGCGGCCGGAGACCAUAACCGGCUGUGCCCCCGUCAGGCAAAAAUAUCUUGUCCCUUAGGCUGUAACGAGAAGCUACUCUGGUAAUUCAAUUAUCUUGAAAAGUUUCUUUGUGUCAUCGAACGUUUUUCAAAUACAUACACCAUCGUAAUCUCGGCCGGAACUUUAAUGGAGGAUGAAGGUUGUCUAUAGCGAAGAGAGAAAUCCUCUUUGACUGUUCACAGCCUCUCUAUUCACGCACGCGAAAGAAAAAGUGAGCGAAGGGAGCGCGAAGCACGCAGGGGUGGAGGGUGGGUUUAGCGAACGAAUCGAACGGCUCAGUAACCAUGUCUUACCCAGUCAAGUCUUUCGUUCUGCGCUGGCGUCCAUUUUCCUCGCGAUUCUAUCCGUACGUUCAACGAUGAAAUGAAAAUACGAGAAAAUAGAAGGCUGUAAGCAGUCUAAAAAUCCUUUACGAAGUUAAUCAUGGCAGUGUAGUUAAACCAUUAAUAAAGAAGUAAAAUUACUGUAAGUUGGACUUUGUGGUUCGGAAAAAGAAUAAAAAUGUUCCCACUUCCUUCCAUAAUUUAUCCAUCAAACGUUCACUGAUUACUUUUUUCAUAUUAACCUUUUGUGUGCAGGAAAAAUUGGACUUUGUACUUUUUUAUUGCAGGAGUCAGUUUGUUUUCCAUUUGAGUUCAUGUCCAUGUAGGAUUGUGACUUGCAAAAUCAAAGGAUGCAAUCUGAUGUUCUAG